Molecule: messenger RNA, 3621 nt
Organism: Branchiostoma floridae (Florida lancelet)
Lineage: Eukaryota; Metazoa; Chordata; Leptocardii; Amphioxiformes; Branchiostomatidae
Product: phosphate-regulating neutral endopeptidase PHEX-like
Exons: 21
Coding region: 363-2744 (793 amino acids)
Biological process (GO): protein processing
Cellular component (GO): plasma membrane
Molecular function (GO): metalloendopeptidase activity
Source: RefSeq, a predicted model, not a curated record
UUGUGUACAGAACACACACCUUUCUAUUUAAAAACAUUAUCCGCGAAUCUUUCCGCCUGAUGAAACGCUGUCCAAAUUCCAAGAGGACCUGCCCCCUGCUGGCUUAGCUGAAGCCCUAAGGCGUCAGGUGUGUACCUAACUGUGAGAGUUGUGCUGCCCCGCGUCCAGUGGAGGUCAAAAGGGUAUCACACAGGUGUCCGAGGUCACAUUAUCUUCUUAUAACUCCGAGUUAACAUGUUUCAAAGAGUGGACUUCAACGGUUACCGUUUGACGGGACAGGAAGGGAUGUGAGUAGACCGGAUACAGAAAUAAGGAACCUGUUCUUAAAGGAGUCUUGCCAAGACACGCCUCGAUGACCGGGGAUGCCGAGUCCUUCCAGAUAUGCCAGGUCUCUCUGUAAACAGGCGGCGCUUAUAGUAAACAAGGAGAUUCACACUUCGUUUCCCCAUCGACUUAUCGUCGGACAGGAUCGCUCGCGUAGGAAAAUGAGUCUGCAAAUCCACGAAAAGAAGUACCUGAACGGCGAUCCUGAACACAAUGACGGCGUGGACUUCAAGAAGGGAGGCGGUCUGUCCACUCGGGAGGUCAUCCUCAUCCUGGUGUUGAUUGUUGUGACCGUAGCAGGUGUUGCGGCCAUCAUCGUGCUGGCCACUCAGAAAUCUUCUCCCGAAGAAGUAGGAUUUUGCAACACACGAGAAUGCGCAAGCACAGCUGGAUUUCUGAUCGACAACAUGGAUCCCGAUGUGGACCCUUGUGACAACUUUUUCGAGUUCGCCGUGGGAGGCUGGAAGAAGAACAAUCCCAUCCCCGACACGUCCUCCAGCUGGAGCAUGUACAGUGUGCUGAGGGAGAGGGUACAGUACAUCGUAAGAGAUAUUCUGGAAGAGCCCACAGCGGACGAUGAGAUCGAAGCUGUCAAAAAAGCCAAGGACGUUUAUCAGUCUUGUAUGGACUUAGAUACGAUCGAACAGCGGGGUACCCAACCCCUACUGGACUUCCUCCAGGGGCCCCUCAAAUGGCCAGUCAUCGACAAUACUUUCGACGAGAGUAAAUUUGACAUCUUAGCCACCAUGUUGGCCCUUAGAGCCUACAACAAUGACCUCCUCAUUGAGGCUAGCGUGUCCGUAGACUCCAAGAACUCAUCCCUCAGAAUCAUCACCGUGGACCAGCCGUCACUAGGCCUGGGAAGAGACUACUUCAUAGAUGAGGGCUACUCUACGCAAAAACAGGCAUACUUUGAACUGAUGGUGAAAGCUGCAACCGCUCUGGGCGCCGACGUCAAUACUGUCAGAGAGGAGAUGAACAAGACUUUGGAAUUGGAGACGUUCCUCGCUGAGAUUAUGGUACCAUCAGAAGACAGACGGGAGAGUGAGAACCUGUACAACAAGAUGACAGUUGGGGAAAUGCAAGCCAAUAUCGCUCCGGAGGUUGACUGGCUCCUGUACCUGAACACGCUGUCUGACGCCUAUCUCUUUAACGAGACCACCGUGAUAGACGAGUCCGAGCCUGUCAUCGUCCAGGCGCCGCCAUACCUCAUGAACCUGAGCAGGGAGGUCUUCUCACCCGACACAACGUGGGAUAACAAAACCAUCGCCAACUACAUGGUGUGGCGCAUCGUGAGGAACCGUAUCAACAACCUGGGGAAGGAGUUCCGUGACAUGGUGUUCGAGUACAACAGGGUCCUGUCCGGGGCCGACCAGGUCAACCCCCGGUGGAAGACGUGCAGCAGUUACGUGGAGGGGAACUUCGGCGCUCCUCUGGGAUACAAAUACGUCAAUUCAUACUUCUCAGCAGAUAAGAAAACACAGGUAAUAGGCAUGAUUGAAAGAGUUCGUGACGCCUUUAAGAAGCAGAUUGACGAAUUGGAGUGGAUGGCUGAGCCGGACAAGAUCGUCGCAAAAGACAAGGCUGACGCAAUCGACCCCAAAGUUGGAUACCCAGAGUGGAUGUUGAACACUACAGAGUUGAAUAAUGACUUUGAGGCGUUGAACACCAGCGCUGAUGACUACUUCGGAAACGUUGUCCGGUAUCUCCAGUACACAGCGCAGUCCGGCUUCGCCUACCUACGAGCUCCCAUCAACCAAAGCAGCUGGUCUACUGCUCCAACCACAGUGAAUGCCUUCUACCUCCGCAGCAAGAAUCAAAUCCGAUUCCCCGCCGGAGAACUGCAGUUCCCGUUCUACUGGGGAACGGACGUACCGAUGUACCUCAGCUACGGGGCGAUAGGUGUCGUCAUCGGCCACGAGAUCACGCACGGGUUCGACGACCAAGGUCGGAAGUACGACAAAGACGGGAACCUGAACCAGUGGUGGAGCAACUCCUCUAUCGAAAACUUCAUCAACAAAAGGCAGUGUAUCAUCGACCAGUAUGACAACUAUUACUUCGCCGAAGCAGGAAAGAACUUGAGCGGAUAUCGAACACAGGGAGAAAACAUAGCUGACAACGGUGGGAUGAAAGCAGCUUUCAGGGCAUAUCGGGAGUGGGUGGCGGAGAGAGGGUCCGAGGAACAGCUGCUGCCGGGAAUAGGGCUGACUCAGAACCAGAUGUUUUUCCUCAACUACGCAAACCUGAGAUGUUCUCAGUACCGGCCCCAGGGUGCGGAGCGGGCCUGGCAGGGUGUUCACAGUCCCGGGCAGUUCAGGGUAAUAGGUUCCAUGUCGAACUUCGAGGAGUUCGCCAAAGCUUACAACUGUCCGGUGGGAACAACCAUGAACAGGGGGGAUCAGCGCUGUUCCGUGUGGUGAGGGAAACAACACAGACAGACGUCAUACUACCACCCCACUAGGGCGGUGACCUCGCUGCGACCGCACUACGACCGAACAUUUAACAGAGCGGCCAACGAAUCGUGUUUUGUUGUCUUUUCAACCAUACUUUUACAAUUUGAAUGAUAUUCUAGAUCAUAAAUCAGAACAAUUACAAAUUACACAAAUCCAAUUUAGGUGGCAGCGAGGUCGCAGCGCGAUCGCCGUCUAGUGAUCAAAAUUGUGAGGCAGAGGAAAAGUGUUUGUGAUUCUAUAAAGACAAAGCAUAUUUUUGUAAUCGACAAGUAUUAGCGUUACAUGAAAAAAUGAUUGGGAUGUAUGCAGUUAUUCUCAUAUUAUGCCGUGUAUGAUGCGUUUAUCACAGAUAUGAAAUGGGCUGAGGACAAAAACAAUUUUGUUUCUUUUCAAUAAUGAUGCAUACUGUCAAACCAUAUGUAUGUGUAGUGCUGAUGUAUGUCGCCAGGUGGCACUGAUGUGCGUGGAGCCAGCUGGGCAUUGUGGGGGGGGGGGAACAAUCAUUGUCAGUUGAAUAUAUGUAUUUCUUGCUUUCUAACGAAUUCAUACUGUCAUUCAUCAGUGGAUUACCAUUGAUGGUAUCACAUAAAGGUCAUGUUGAUCUUGGUUCAGCUUUGUAUCAUCAAUGUCAAUAAAGAUAUUUUACAAUGACUUGUAAUAGUGUUCACGACAUCCCAAUAAAAAAUUCUGAAUUAAUAUCUUUUGUUAUGCCCUAUAUUACUCUUUAUAACCUGAUAACUUAAUGAUGCGGGUUCCUUGUUGAUGUGGUUAUCUGUUUUUAUCUCUGUUGAUGAUGAAGCUUAGAAUGAAAAUCUAAUAAACAAAUAAACAAACAAACAAACAA